Messenger RNA from Polyodon spathula (Mississippi paddlefish), 7929 nucleotides. Its product is annotated as monocarboxylate transporter 8-like. Gene Ontology annotation, biological process: transmembrane transport. The record is from RefSeq and is a predicted model, not a curated record. The transcript is spliced from 6 exons. Gene Ontology annotation, molecular function: thyroid hormone transmembrane transporter activity; monocarboxylic acid transmembrane transporter activity. The coding region runs from base 324 to 2069 and encodes 581 amino acids. Lineage: Eukaryota; Metazoa; Chordata; Actinopteri; Acipenseriformes; Polyodontidae.
ACUAGAGUGCAAUUUAAUAAUUAACCUCAUUGAAAGGCGGGUUUUUAUCGAACAAUAAUAUAAAACAAGAAACAGCGACUGUUUUCAAAUGCACUGGCUCUGCAAGACAGAAGUGUAAUAACAAAUAUCUGUUCUUCAAUGAGACGGCACAGACAUUUCUCCAUUGCACACUAUACAUCCAUGCUCCAGUAUUCAUAGUGACGGAUUUAAUACGGAAUACUACUGUCGUAAUAGUGGUGACAACUUUUUAGCUCAGGUGUCUAAAAAAGUUGCUUAUGGUUAUUCACUGAAGACAACGUCGCGGAUUCACGAGCAUAUGAAGCAUGAUGAGUACUGACGAGAGUGACAGCAAUGCACAUGGAAGUGUGGCAGACCACAGUAACGCUAAUGAAAGUGAAAAUGAAAAAAUGGACAAAAGUGCUGUAGAAGCCGAGCCACAUGAGAAGCAAAAUACAGGUGACAAGAAGCACGUUGAGGGCAGACGGCAACAACAACAACAACACCGGGACGAUGUGGAGCGGCCUGAGAUUACACAGGGUCAGCAACUUGACACAGAAAAAUAUAAUGUCCAGGAACUGGGGGAAAAUAAAAAAGACGUCUCCGCUAUAGGGGGAAAGACUGCGCAGCUAAUUGAGACGAGUUCCCCUGAAAUAAUCCCAACUGGCACACUCUCGGAACCCGAACCUCCACCUGCAGGACCAUUGGCUGGGUUCGAGCCACCCGAGGGAGGGUUCGGUUGGCUUGUUGUCUUCGCUGCUACGUGGUGCAAUGGGUCGAUCUUUGGCAUACAAAACUCUUUCGGCAUUUUGCAUGUGAUGCUAGUAGAAGACUAUCAAAACCCAACCGAUAAGACCCUACAGUUUAAAGCAGCCUGGGUGGGUGCUCUGGCCAUGGGGAUGAUCUUCUUCUGCUCUCCCGUUGUCAGCAUGUUUACAGACCACUUCGGCUGCAGGAAGACUGCCGUGGGCGGGGCGUUCGUGGCUUUCAUCGGGCUUCUCACCACCUCCUUAACAAAUUCCCUGGGACUGCGCUACUUCACCUACGGGAUCCUGUUUGGCUGCGGCUCCUCCUUCGCUUUCCAGCCCACUCUGGUCAUCCUGGGACAUUACUUCCGCCGGCGACUGGGGCUGGUCAACGGCGUGGUGACGGCUGGCAGCAGCGUAUUCUCCAUGGCCCUGCCGCUGCUGCUGAAGAAGGUGGUGGGUCCGCUGGGUCUCAGCUACACCUUCCAGAUCCUCAGCACCCUCAUGCUGGUCCAGGCCUUCCUAGCGCUGACCUUCAAGCCCCUGCUACCCAAUGCACACAGCCCACCCCACGCUGAGGGGGGAGGGGGGAGUAGGUGGCAGAGGUGCCUGCCACAGAUGCCCAAGUUCUUUAACCUGAGGGUUUUCCGCGUGACCACAUACAGAGUGUGGGCGUUCGGAGUGGCCACAGCAGUACUGGGCUAUUUUGUGCCAUACAUUCAUUUGGUGAACUACGUGAUGGAAGAAUUUAAAGAAACCGAGAAAGAGUGGAUUCUCUUGGUCUGCAUCGGGGCAUCGUCAGGGGUUGGCCGUUUGGUUUUUGGGAAAAUAGGAGACCUCAUACCGGGAGUGAAGAAGAUUUACAUGCAGGUGGCCUCGUUCCUGCUGCUGGGACUCAUGUCCAUGAUGAUCCCACAGUGCCGCGUGUUUGAGGGCGUCGUCGUGGUCUGCCUCUUCCUGGGGCUGUGUGACGGCUGCUUCAUCACCAUCAUGGCCCCCAUCGCCUUCGAGCUGGUCGGGCCCAUGCAGGCCUCCCAGGCCAUCGGUUACCUGCUGGGACUCAUGGCAAUCCCCAUGACAGCUGGGCCGCCCAUAGCAGGGAUUCUUCAUGAUUAUUUUGGCAACUACCACGUAGCUUUUUACCUGGCUGGGGUGCCCCCAAUUAUUGGUGGCACGGUUCUGUUCUUCAUCCCUCUUAUCCAUCGUUGGAACCAGCGCUGCCAGCAGCAGGAGGAUCACUGCAAGGAUAAGAUGCUUCCUUCAGAGAACAAUGCUGUGAACGGGGAUCUCCUGCCAGGAUUCGCAGAUGUCGAAACACACGUCUAGAGGUUUGCAACAAACAAAGGUACCCUUUUAAAAACAGAAUGGCAAAUGGGACAGCACACCAGAACAUGGGCCAGUUUGUUUAACCCCCCCUUUGUUUCAUGUUCGGUCAAACUGCUGCUACCUCUUUCUAAACUCUGCACACAGGUUCCAGCAUUUCCUUUGUGGUUGUUGUUGUUUUUUCCUAUUGCUCCCCAGCAGUGCCUGAUGCUUUUAUAUUUUAUAAGUUUACAAGACUGCCCUUGUAUUUCUCUUAACCAGUUUUACACUUUUACUCUUCACCCUGAUGGAAUCCGCACAAGAGGACAUCACGAAGCAGGCCUACAUUAUUUUAAAAUCGUUUCUGACCUGAGUCUUUUCUAGCAUCGCUUUCCACGGCCAUAGUCGUCCAAAUUGAUGAAUAGGAAAGCACCCCAAAACACCGCAUACGCUUUGUUCAAGAGAAGAAAUAUAACAUCAUAAGGUCUGUGCUAAUGUGGUUAGAAUGAGUGGUUUGAAAAGAUCCGGUCUGUAUUGAUGUGCGCUCUGAUUUUAUGGUUUUAUUUAUUUUGAGCUCAUACACAUAAUGACAAAGGAACACCAGGUGAGACCUGCCACCUACUAAUCAUAUCAGAAACAUCAACAUUGAAUUCAACCUCCAUGUAAUGCCUGAUGAUGGUUAAAAACAUAUAUACUGGCUUAGAAACAGUACAGGAUCUGCCAGGUAAUAAAAUGAUUCCGAACCACGUUGCAAAGGUGAGGUUGUCCUAUUGCCAAUAAAGUAACUAAUGCAUGGUUACAGGUUACAAAGAAACCUUAAAUCUGGAAAACUAAAGAAGGGUACGAAGUGAUGAACUCAUCUCCAGAAGUGCAAGUUGCCAGUGGCUACAGUUAAAAGGAAAACCACACAGGACCUUAUCUGACUGAUGUGUGAUGCUUGGGUUGCUGCUGCAUCUUCUGGACUAUUUGCUGUAUUUUAAUGAUUUGAAGUUAGAACACCACCAAUGGGGAAAUUCUUAAGCUACUUCCUGUCCAGUUUGCCUGUCUAGAAACUAUCUUGGAGGUUUUUCUCAAUUCCACAAUUGUUCUAAAAUGAAAUCUGAUCAAAGGGCACAUGCAGCCAUGUUUGGCUAUUUAUUUGACGAGUGGCUUCAUCAUUUUGUACCCGACUGUACAGUAUGUUUCAACUUCAGCACACCUUACUAGUUGCUACGGAUACAUAUGUUGUAAAACAGCACACCAGCUGUCCUAGCUAUGUAUGAAUUGCGGUUUUGUCACCUGGUCUGUGAAAUAUACAUUUUCUGGCAGCAUUUUUGGAUGAAAUUGGGUUAAUAAUCUAAUUUUGGCUAUAUCAGGUAAAAACCCUACAAUCAGAACACCUAGCUCUAGACACCAAGUAAUCUGUCCUGAUGUACAUUUACUUUAUGGAUCUAUUAAGAAAACGUCUAUAAACCUGUAUUAAAUGUUUCCUCACAAGGAAUUGACAGUUUAUUACAAUACAAUCUCAGUGACAAAUUACUAGUGGAAAGAUAGAUGCCAUAGUACAAAGUUAUUGUAAUGUUUCUUAUAAUGCCAAGUUGUAUAACACUAUAUUGCUAGUCCUGUCUUAAUAAUUCAAAUAUAAUGUAUUAUAAUUUGGGUUAUUUUAUUAGUUCCUUUAAUUUCAUAAGCAUUGGGUAAUUCAAGUGUUUGACUAUUCUUAAAGGGAAGAAUAUUUAUGUACCUAUAUUUUUGUGUUAAACAAAUCUGCUCUAUUUUAUUGUCAUAUUGUUUUUGGUUGUCUGUUUCAUUAUUGGAACUCAAAGCAUUCCACUAAAAACUGUUUUACUUCAUUUUGUGCCAGUAGAUUGCAAAAUAGAAAAUGAUCACUGUUCAAUAGGGGAGGGAUCCCCUAAUAGUUCAUAGGGAUUAUGUAGCAUAAUAUUCAGAAUAUAACAUGCAGCCUGUGUAUAAUGUGAAGGGUUAGCCGGGUUACAUUACACAUGCAAAAACACCAUAACAUGCUAUAUAGAACACUAUAUAGAAUACAAAUAGAAAUGUGUCCUGGUUGCAACACCCACUUCAACCACUGGGGGCUCCAGGAUAAAAUGAGUCCUGUAAUCUCCUAUUUCAUGUGACUUCAAUUUAUUCUGAAUAUGUAGGGGGCACGAAAUGGAGUAGAGCAAAUCUGAACACCAAGCUAAUGAGUUCCAUAAAGGGUCAGAAAUUGCCCCAGUAACCAGAACAGGAAAAUAUUGCAGAUUUUUGGACCCCAUGUGGUCUAAUUCACUCGUCCUGUCUAACCAAAAGGUGUUAUGGGUAGUUACAAAGUUACACAGGGACUAAAUAGCAAGGUAUAUGUUACAGAGCACAGAAACGUGAUUUCUCAAAUGUUUAUAGAGCAGUAGAUUUUAAUGACUUUACCUACCAAUGCAUAUACAGCACUGCAGUAUUAUGUCAGAUCUUGUUACAGGCACAGCAGUAGCAUUUGCACUGUAUAAAAGACAGCUCUUGUCAUGCCCAGCACAGACCACAUGCUGACCUUGAAACAGCAAACAGUCCUCAUAUAGCUUCAUUAUACAAGAGCAUUUUCAGUGCUUAUGCUGCAAUUCAUUGUUUACAGCAUCCAGCUCAGAAUACAUGAUGUAACUGAAGCAAAUGGAAAUCCCAAUGAACAGUAUAUGGAUGCAAACCUGUGAUUGAUGGGAAACAGCACCCCUUAUGGGUCACAGCGGAAACUGUCACAAUGUGGAGUGCAUCAUGUGGCAACUCCACUGUACCUACCAUAUUUCAGAGCACUGAGUAAUACCUUCAGCAUCCGUCCCCAGUUAGUUUUCUAAUCCUCCUGUAGACGAAUGCAUGUAGUCACUUAUAUUGUAAAGAGGCAUUACUUUGUAAGAUAUUGGUUGCCCACCAGUUUUGUUUUGUCUUGGCUCCUGCCAUUGACUUCUGUUUUGGAAGGGAUUCUGUCCACCAGCACUAUGAUCAUACAGCAUUGUGUUUUGUGCAGGGAAAGCAGAGCAGGAUAAAGUUUCUCUGUUUAAGUUGAAAAGGCACCGCUGCCAAGUAUGGACUCAGGAAUGCUGAACAGUAAGCAAGGAGUGUUUUUUUUCUUUUUAAAAAGAGUUUGAACACGGGACAUGAUCUGAUUGGGAUUCAAGGUCUUGCAAGACACUAUUCACGAUCAACGGCUGCUGUUAAUGCAGCAUUGUGUGUAUGCAGCACACCUAAUGAGACAGAAAGCCAGGAGUGUGUGCAGGCAUGUGUGAAUAGCAAUAUUCUGCUUGAAUAAUGACUUCACUCUGAAGGGAACCUCACUGGAUUACUGUGCAGAUCAUCUGCGGGUCGCUCUCUUUUGUAAACGGCUGUAAUUCUGGAUUCCACCUUUUUCUACUUCUCAACUAAAGCUAAAACUCUGCAGGUGAUACAUUGGCCUGGCAGCAAGUAAAAUACUUUUAUGUUACAAGGGUGUAUCCUACAAUCUGAACUAAUAUUACCAACAGUGAGUAAACAAUGGCCUAUUGUAUUCUCAAUACUUGUAGAAUUGACCCAUUAUAUCCAAUUAAAUAUGCAGCUAUUAUUGAGGUUAAAGUGUAAUGCCUCGUUACUAUUCCUAAUCGCCCUGCUCACAAUCUCCAGCACAUCAUUUAAACGUGUCAUUGAUCUGGCGUACUCGUUUGCCAAUGCAACCUUUUUAAUUCAAAAGAAUUAAAAAUAAUAAUUUAUGAACCAGGUGCCGUAUUAUCAGUCUUCUAUCUUCAAUCUGCCAUUGCCCAUCAGUCAUCUGUUGGAAUCUUCAAUAUUAUCUCAAAACAAAGAUUGUAUCAGUUUGCUUUUUUUUUUUUUUUUUUUUUUUUUUUUUAAAUGUACAUUGUGUGAAGUGUUACAGUUCUUAAUAAUUGUGCAUUUUGUAUGCACAAAUACCAUUUGCCCAAUGUUACAAUAUGUUGCCUCUGAUUUGUAAUAUGUUUUCUCAGCAAAGCAACCCCUUACUCACUAAAUAUCUCAGGACCCCACAACAUAUAGAUAGCUGCUCCAAUUAUAAUGAGCAAACUGUCCCGCAAGUGCAGUCACACCCCAAAUAUAAGUUGGUACCAAUGCACAACAACUGGAUGGGUAUUUUUUUAUCCAAAAAAAGUGUUGCUGUAUCUGUGCCUGCACUUUAAGCAGCUUGAAGAAGCUGUGAUAUAUCUAAGAUAGCUAAACUUAUAUAUUCUUGUUUAGAUUUACUUUGGAUCAUUUUCAGUUUGUCACCACAUCGUGGCCACUUUUUUCAAACUGCACUGUGGAAGGGUGAUGCUGGGGACAGGUUGAUGGUUACCAGAUAUAGUUGGAGGUUAGACAUUAGGUCUGUUGAGGCCAUGAUUCAAAGUGAAGCUAAAGAACAAGAAUAAAAUUAAGAUAGCUGUGAUAUUUCAUACACUACCAGGUAUGCACUUCAAGACGGGGGCCCUAUUGAAUGUGGCAGCAGCCUUAACACUCAUUAUAGACUCCCAGGUUUGGUGAGUAGGGUAGCAUUGCUGGGGGGUAUCUCGUAUACUGUGACAUUCAUAUUCUACUAUUACUGCAACCUCAUUAGAGAACCCAGAUCACUGCGAAGUGCCAUCUGUAUCAUACACCUCACAGAUAAUGCCAUGUGUUACACUGACCAACUGAGCCAGUCUUUCUCUAGUACUUGUGUGUCACACUGCACACAGUGAACUCGUCCCCAUGUCUUUAUGGAUCUUUGUCGGUAUAGAGUCUAGUCUAGGACAUUGUGAUGUACCACAAUGUUCCAGAAGUGUGUAGUUUUUGUACCAAAGUAGGUUGUGCAGUCCAUGAAGUACUGUAUAUAUUAGCACACUGGGGUGGUUUUGGAAACUGUCUUGGGAUUUUAAUCAAUUUUAAGAUUAUUUGAUUAAUGGCACAGGGUAAUUAAAAUAGAUUUCUAGGUUCUUUAACCUUUUAUUUGACUGAGUAAAUGUAUUCAAGUUGCUCAUCACAGUAUAUGCAGAGGUGACUGUCUUUACUGAAAUAGUUAACCAGUAUUUUAAUUCUGAUAUAAUGAAUUUCUUAUGACUUCAUGUUUUAAGAAUUUGUUUAAUGAAUGAUUAAUUAACCAUUCACCUGUACUGAUGAAUCGAUUAGUAAAAUGGCACAGUUAAAGACCCUAGUUUUUUAUUGCGUGUGCUUGUUGUAUCAGUCUUUUCUUACUGUGUAAAUCCUGGAGUUGAAGGAAUUGAUUUAACCUGUUGGUUUGUUUCCAGCAGCAGGAUAGUGUAGCUGACUGGGGCUCUAAAUUCACUAAAUUUCCAUGUGAGAUAACAUCCCAUUGCUCAUCUAAAGAUGUUCACAAAGCACCAAGGUUAAGAAGGCAGCAUGUGAAAAACUGGAAACUAGAACAGAUUCAUGAAAAUCAAACUAUUUAAAGAUAUUGCUAGACUAAAUUGCAAAUGUGUACGGCAGGCAGCCAGCACUGAAGAGCAGCGUCUCCUAACCCACUGUAAUCUCCAUAGAUCUGCAGGAGGCUUAGGAGUAGGAAAGCAUUUUCUUUCAUAAAUACACAGACCAAACCACUGACUGUGAGAUCAGGGAUUAUUUUUGAACAGGAGCACUUUAAAAUGUUAUUGAUCAAAGCCUUAGAAUACAGUAUAUGAUUUCCAUUUUUUAAAUGUGCACCCUUUCCCACAUCCUCCUUUGACCCAAUAACCCCCGUUGCCAAAGCUGUUGUAAACUUAGCAAUCGGUGAAAUCAUUAAAGUCAAACACGCUUCCAAACGGCACUGUAUAUUGUUGAAGACUAGACUGACAUUUUGCAGUCACUGUAAACAUGAAAUGUGAAGCUGCUACAUUUGUGUAAUUCUUUUGUCAAUUUUAAUAGUUUAUGGAUGUAUAACUUUUUUCUAUGAAAACAAUAAAUGUAUAAA